AUGUCGUCUUCUUCGGCUUCCGACGCUCGCCGCAAGGCCGAGAUCGAGGCCAAAAAGGCCAAGCUCCAAGAGAUCCGUCGUCAAAGGGAAGAGCGCGCACAACGGCUCAAGUCGUCAUCCGCUGCACUACCAGAAUCAUCAACCAGCGCAUCGUCCAGAAAGGAUCUCGACGACCUUGUCAACUCUCUCAUCUCGGUGCCCGGCGGAACGCGCAGUUCGCGGGCAUCCAUCAUCGGCGAUGCAUCUUCCCCGCGCAGGAGCGUCCUUUCAGGCAGUCGGGUCGGAAGCGGCAUAGAUCCUCCCUCGUCCGAGUUUGGCGGGAGCGAGUCGGAAGUGCCACCAUCUACACCUGGCGCACCUGGUACGACUGCAACCACAACUGCUCUUGGCGAACUGGGCAGCAUUCGAUCGGCGCCGGUCGAACUCAUCGAUGUGGAAACGGAACUGUUCGAGCUGCCUCAGAAGCAGCGCGUCUUCUACACAAAGGAGGUCCAGACGGCUGCUGUUGGCGACUCGGACGACGAAUACGAUCACACAUCCCGCAGCCGAGGCUUCGGCGGAACCGGUCCAUCAGGCGGCGUCGGCGCAGAAGCCCGCACCAGAGAAAGAGAAGAAUCGCUACGAGCCAAAAUCCUCGCAGAACACCAAGCCGACCUGGCCGCACGACAAGAAGAAGAUCGACUCGAACUUGAGAUCGCCCAGCAGCUGCGUGAGCUCACCGAAGACGAGCGCCUGGCCAUCUACUCCGCACAAGAUUUCAGCGAUUUCGUCGAGCACUCUUCCAAGAUUGUCGAGCGAGCGCUCACCGAUACAUACGAUUACAUGCGAGACUACCGCAUUUCGGCGGAUGAUUCGGCGGAGGCGGCCAACAGCGGGUCGCAGCUUCGCAUCGCCCGAAAGUUCGGCGUGGGCGACAAGACCUUCGCCAACCGCAGCAUCACCGCCAUCGACUGGAGCACCAAGUAUCCCGAACUGUGCGUUGUAGCGUACAACAGGAACGACCGGGACGAGGAUGCGCCAGAUGGGCUGGUUGCCGUGUGGAACAUGCAUCUCUCCGAUCGGCCCGAGUUCGUCUUCCAUGCGCAGACGGAUGUUCUCUCGGUAUGCUUCUCGCCCUUCCACCCGAAUCUGGUGGUAGGAGGCACGUACAGCGGGCAGAUCCUCAUCUGGGAUACCCGCGCUCGAAGCCUGCCGGUUCUCAAAACCCCUCUCUCCGCAGCGGGGCACACGCACCCCGUCUACGGCCUCAAGAUCAUCGGCAGCGCUAACGCGCACAACCUCGUAUCCGCCUCCACCGACGGCACCAUCUGCUGGUGGAUGCUCGACAUGCUUGCUCGACCCCAAGAGACGCUCGAGCUGAUCAACACCUUGCACCCGAAAACGGACGAGGUGGCCGUCACCUCUCUCGGCCUCGUCGACCAAGAAACGACUUCCUUCCUGGUGGGUUCCGAGGACGGUUCCGUCUACGCUGGCAACCGGUACGACCGUGCAGGGUUGAAAGCGGGCUUGAACAUGAACGAGAUCUACCGCGGUCACGUAGCACCGAUCACGGGGAUCCAUUUCCACCCUCUCAACGGCAGCGUCGACUUUUCGGACCUGUUCCUCACUUCGAGCAUGGAUUGGACUGCGAAACUGUGGCGGUUGAAACCGACGACUGCGUCGACGAUCACGCCGAGCAGCUCUCUCGCCUCGGGUCUGGGGAGGAGCUCGGCACCAGCUCCGACGCAAACGGCGGGCGUGACGCCGAUAUUGAACUUCGAAGAGUCGAACGAUUACGUCUACGAUGUGUGCUGGAGUCCAACGCAUCCAGCCAUCUUUGCCCAGGUGGACGGCACGGGAAGAUUGGACGUGUUCAACUUGAACAUGGAUACCGAGCGACCGAUUGCGUCUGUCACCCCGGCCAGUGGCGGUGACGGUGGACAGAAUGGAGACGGCGCGGGGAGGGCGUUGAACAAGCUGGCGUGGUCCAAGACGGGAAGGAAGGUGGCUACGGGUGGGUCGGAUGGGGUUGUCUACGUGUAUGAGGUCAAGGAGAGCCUAGCGAUGGCGGGGGAAGAGGACUUUGGGCUGUUUCAGAGUGUGGUUGCGCGCUUGUUGUCCGGGACAACCCCGGCAGCAGUGGUGAGCUCAGGGAGGGGCAGCAACAUGUGA
This is a messenger RNA of Kalmanozyma brasiliensis GHG001, 2151 nucleotides long. Its product is annotated as WD40 repeat. Gene Ontology annotation, cellular component: cytoplasmic dynein complex. NCBI's taxonomy places the organism in Eukaryota, Fungi, Basidiomycota, Ustilaginomycetes, Ustilaginales. The transcript has a single exon. Gene Ontology annotation, biological process: transport along microtubule. The record is from RefSeq and is a predicted model, not a curated record. Gene Ontology annotation, molecular function: dynein light chain binding; dynein heavy chain binding. Bases 1 to 2151 code for a protein of 716 amino acids.